Pseudovirgaria hyperparasitica is the source of this 723-nucleotide messenger RNA. Its product is annotated as sentrin-specific cysteine protease. Bases 1 to 723 code for a protein of 240 amino acids. NCBI's taxonomy places the organism in Eukaryota, Fungi, Ascomycota, Dothideomycetes, Acrospermales, Acrospermaceae. Gene Ontology annotation, molecular function: cysteine-type peptidase activity; deNEDDylase activity. Gene Ontology annotation, biological process: proteolysis. The transcript is spliced from 4 exons. The record is from RefSeq and is a predicted model, not a curated record.
AUGUCCUUCCAUCCUUUCGGCGGCCGCGUCUCGAACCGAUUGCGCGAUACGCUGUCUGAUAAAGAGCUAUCCGAAGCAUAUCUCAUCUAUAAUGACGUCAAAUUGACUCGAAGAGAUUACAAUAGCAUAAAAGAUGACUGGCUUACGGAUGAGGUCAUCUCCUUCUGGGAGGAAUACUUGGAGAGAGAAGAGCUGUCAAAAUACCCACAAGCCACGAUAUCACUCUUACGGCCCUCCAUGGCACAAUUACUUCGAAAGACCCCGGACCCGCUUACGCUCAAAUCAAAUCUGCCUGAUUUCACCAGGACGACCCAUGUGUUUCUCCCAGUAAAUAACAGCGAGGACGUUACUGAGGCAGAAUCGGGCUCGCACUGGUCUUUGCUCUUGGUCUCCACUAUCGAUCAAGUUGCUUUCCACUAUGAUUCGCUGGGUACCGAAAACAUUGUGCAAGCAGGAAAAGUUACCCAAAACUUGGGUCGCCUUAUCAACAAGCACAUCAAAUUCAUCAACAUGGAGGACGCGCCGAUACAGAACAACGGCAGUGACUGCGGUGUGUUCGUGUGCUUGAUUAUGAAGCACCUGUUGCUUAACAGGCUUUUGACGGUGCCCUCAAAGAAGAAAAUCAGUAUGAGUAUGGUCGGGCGUGAUAUAGAUGCCGAUAAGGGACGCCAUGAGAUGAGGCGUCUUAUCAACAAGUACAGGGAUCAGGCUUCGAAAUCGUGA